Molecule: messenger RNA, 1047 nt
Organism: Cryptomeria japonica (Japanese cedar)
Lineage: Eukaryota; Viridiplantae; Streptophyta; Pinopsida; Cupressales; Cupressaceae
Product: FAS1 domain-containing protein SELMODRAFT_448915
Exons: 1
Coding region: 11-802 (263 amino acids)
Source: RefSeq, a predicted model, not a curated record
AUUCAUUCUCAUGGCCUCAAUGCGCUUGAUCAUCACCACUUUGGUCCUAUUAUCUGUGUUGGGUGCAAGCAAGGCCCAGCUCAGCAAUAUCUCGGACAUGGAUAUAGCACUGGCGGAGAUGAAGGCCGGAUCCUACAACGGUUUCGCGAUGCUGCUGCAAAUGCUGAUGGAAUCUGGCAGCCCCAUACCCACAAGGGAUGUGACGUUUCUGAUGCCCAACGACACCCUCCUCGCCGACCAGACCUCUCUCGCCUUCAACGCCCUCCCUGACUUUAUCAUCAGGCACACCAUCCGCUCACCACUCAAGUUCAACAAUCUCCUACUCAUCCCCAAUGGCACAAUUAUCCCUUCCCCUCUUCACAAGUACGGGCUCAUCGUCUCUAACCAUGGAAGUCGCAACUUCUUUGUCAACAACGCCCGAAUUGUUAUCCCCGAUGUCUGCAGAGCCUCAAGUUUCAUUGCAUGCCAUGGAAUUAGCGAUGUUCUGAUUAGUCCUCGCGGUACUUCUCCUCCUCCUCAUUCUCCUCCGCCCCAUCCUUCUCCUUCUCCAUCUCCAGCUCCAGUGCCCCAAGCCCCCCACAUCGCCCCUCCUCCUCAUUCUCCUCCUCCCCAUUCUUCUCCAUCUCCAUCUCCAUCUCCAGUGCCCCAAGCCCCUCCUCCUUCUCCUCCUAUAGCGCCACAGCCUGCCCCUGCUACUGCCCCUGCCCCUGCGCCGUCUUCUAGUGAUGCCAUGCCCAGAGCAUACAUUUCAGUGCUUGUGCUCUUCAUUUCCGCCAUUGUAGUGGGUCUUGCAAACCCAUGAUCUAUGUCCUCCACGCUUCAUUUUGCUUUGGGUUUUUCUAAUCGUUAUGUAGCCUGCAGUAUCUUAGCAGAAUAUGUAUUAGCUGUAUGAAAUCUACAAUGUGUGUCAAGUACAAUCCUAAUGUAGCGGCAUCGUUAAGGUUAGUUAUGUUUUAUGAAAAAAGUCCUAAACUUUAUUUCUUCUGUUCUUCUGUAUUCUCUGCCGCUGUUGUCGGUUUUCUAAAAAGCAAAUGAGAAUUUGCUUUU